Dreissena polymorpha is the source of this 3310-nucleotide messenger RNA. RefSeq lists its product as uncharacterized. The record is from RefSeq and is a predicted model, not a curated record. Lineage: Eukaryota; Metazoa; Mollusca; Bivalvia; Myida; Dreissenidae. Gene Ontology annotation, molecular function: zinc ion binding. Bases 201 to 1904 code for a protein of 567 amino acids. The transcript has 3 exons.
CUUAAACUAGGUCGUGAUAUAAACACCGAACUCUAUUUUCGUUAGUUUCUUUAAAACUAGCUCAGUAAUUGUGAACAAUAUACUGCAUAAAUUUAACCGAAAGUUUCUAAACCUGUUAAACACGUUCAGAGUGAAUGUGACUCAAAUAUGCGGAUUUGCAAUAAGUGAAUUUAUAAUAUAUACCUUCAUGCAGAUAUAAAAUGGCGAAUAAGGAAGAAACGUCUGUGUUGCAGAAAGGUUCGGAUUUACUAAUCGAUUACUUUUGUUCUGUAUGCGAGGAUAAUGACAAUUUGAUAGAGGCACAGUCCUAUUGUGAGAGUUGUUCUAAGUGGUACUGUGACCAGUGUGUGUCUCUUCAUGAUCAGAUGUACAAGAAGCACACGACGCUUGGAAUGAGUGCUAAAGCGAAAUGGCCAGUUGCCAAUGUCGUAGCUGAGCUUUUGUCACAAUGUGAGGAACAUAAAGGAAAGACAAUUAAAAUGUUCUGUGCAGAGCAUGGUCAACUUUGCUGUACGAGGUGUGUACUGCUCGAUCAUAGGUAUUGUAACAAGGUAACCCAAAUCACAAGUGAAGAACACAAACAAAAACAUGACGAUUUACAAAAACUGUCAGCUGAUGUAACUUACUUGACACAGCGCCUGCUGAAACUAAUAGAACAUAAAGAAUGUAAUAUCCAGUCACUUCAGUGUUCCUUUGACGAGGUUUUAGAAGAGAUCGCGCUGAUGCGUAUGAAGUUCAAUUCAGCGUUAGAUUCAUUAGAGCAGCGUACGAUAAACGAAGGAAUAGCUUUGGUAUCCCGUUUGAAAGAAUCUCUGCAAGCUGAUAUAGACUCUGGCAAAAAGGCUUUGAACAAGAUACAGUCCUUCAAAGAAGCAGCCGAUAAAAUUGGACUACACGAGUCAGAACUAUCUACCAUUGCGUUUAUGAAAAUCCAAAAAGAAUUGUCAUUGUCAGACUUAUUUUUACGCAUGGCGACAGUAACAUCAUAUAGCAAUUUAUCAUUCGAACCAAACAAAGAGAUUGAAAAUUGUUUGGCAACAAUGACAUCAUUGGGUUAUAUUCUGUCUUAUAAAUCAAAUGCAAUCAUAACAGCGACACAACAAUCACUGUACAACGUAAAACUUAGUGGUGAGUCAUCAUGCGAAAUACGAUGCAUUUGUGAGAUGUCCAACGGAAAUAUACUUCUUGCCGAUUCUAAGAACAACAAGGUUAAGAUGUUGGAUAAAGAGUUCCGUGUUAUUAGCCAUUGUGAUAUGCCAUCAGAUCCUCGGUACAUUUGUCAGGUUUCAGACACUGAAGUGGCUGUAUCCGUAUAUGACUUAGAAAUAGUGCAUGAGAUUCACUUUCUUUCCGUGACGGAUAAUACUCUAGUGAAGAAGAAAUCAUUAAAUCUGACCCAUCCAUGCACUGGAAUUCACCAUUAUAACGGUCAGCUGUUCGUCACUUCCAGAACAGCGUUGUACAGGUACUCUAUGACGGGCACGCUUCUGGACAAGUUGUAUGAAGACAAUUCGGCAGUAGAUACAGUAUGCAGGUGUGCAGUGAACACGGAUGGUGAAAUGAUUUAUGUCGUAAACUAUUCCCAUCAAAAGGUCCUUACCUUGAACAUGAAAGGACAACUCUUGGCGUCCUUCACUGACCCGGAUCUUCAAAGCCCGAUCGACUUGCACCUCUCAACGUCAGGACAAGUGUUGGUCUGUGCAACCAAUUCCAAGAACAUUAUUCAACUCAACAGCGAGGGAACAGAAAAGAUUGCUAGUGUGGCUGCGUUGAAAGAAGGAAAGAGUGUGUUGUCUAUUUGUAUGUUAAGACGAACUGGUUAUGUGCUUGUUGGAAGAUCCGAAACGGAUGUCAUUACCGUGUUUGACACAAAAAGAAUGCAUAUCAACUAUCAAUCUGAAUAGUAUUAUUCGUAACGAUGCAUAUAUAGAUUUAAGCGGGUAUUUUCUUUGAUUCACUGUAUAAUCGGUUAUAAACAAAUCGUCAACGUUGGUUACAUAUUUUUAUCACAACAUGUUUACUUGACCUCGUAUUUUAAACACAAUGCGCGAUUUUUUCUAAUCUUACGAACGUUUGCUUAAGGAUUACACCACAUAAAAACGUUGUCGUGCUUAUAGGUAGCAGUUUUGAAUAGUUGGUGAAAUAACAUGUAAAUUUAGUUUGAAGUCUUUGCGUUAUUUUCAUUUUUCGUUUUAUUUAAACAUAGCUUUUUUACUUUGAGUACAAAAUAUAAAAUACAAAUCCACACAGUCUUGUAAGAUUUGUUUAAAAAGAUCGGUUAACGCAUCUGAAACUCACUCGAAUGAACCCGCCUGGUUAAAUCCACUACGCGGUAAUAGGUUUUUCAAUGACAUGAAGAAUUGUGCACUAUAUCUUCCAUUACAUUUCAACUUGCAGACAAAUCAAUUAUUAAACACUCAUUGAUAAAUUAAUUACAAAUAAUGAAAAUCAUUAUGCACACACAUAAGGUGACUCACGAAAAAACAGAUACAUAGAAUCAAGCAUUAUGGUAAAUUGAAGCUUUAUAUUUUGUUUUAAAAAAUGGCUUAUUUUAUUCCCUCUUUAUUCUUGUCAUCUGGUGAUCUAGUUCCCCGUAAAAGAAACUGUAUGUCACAAGCGUGGUGUUUUCAUGGAGAAAUUCCUUAUUGUAUUAAAAACAAAAUUUCAAUCAUGGGGUCAUCCUUAAAACGUUUUCUCAAAAGUCAAGCUAAUUAAAAACAUUGGUAUGUACAUUGGUUUAGAAACUUCAUUCACUUAGCAAACAACAUUCAAAUGUUUUGUUACGAAUAUUAACUUAUUAGUGUUCAGAUACGUAUCAUUAUGACUUUAAUUUGUAAAUUGUUUAAUAAAUGAUUUUCUUCAAUGUUUAACAAUUGUUAAAAAUACAUCAUAGUCGGUCCUCAAAGUGACAAGCACAGCUUUAAGCCGCCCAAAUUGAUGUUGGAAUAUUUUCCCAUUUUUGUUAUGUGUCGCUAAAAAGUGAUUAUGAGUCAAAAUGUGUUUGUAUUUAUGUCAGAUGUGCAACAACUUUGGUCAAAAUCGGUCAAGAAAUGCCCUAAUUCUGUGCAAAGAUAGGGCUUUUCAAUUUCUGUGCAUGUACAGAAAUAACCUAAAUUUAAACACGCGCAGGUCACAUGUAAAACCACGUGACCAUUGCAUCAAUGUUUACAACGCUAUUUGCAUGAAUCAUGUCAUUACCCGUUUACAAUUGGACAAGCAAACAGACAGGAUAUAGCAGCGUAAUGUUUUUUGCAGCGUGAUUUUUUGUCAAUAUAUAUGCAUAUUACUGGACAAAUUUCAAUAAACUUUC